This is a messenger RNA of Acanthosepion pharaonis, 954 nucleotides long. The record is from the annotation of a GenBank genome assembly. NCBI's taxonomy places the organism in Eukaryota, Metazoa, Mollusca, Cephalopoda, Sepiida, Sepiidae.
AUGCUACUACUUCAGGCCAUGCUUCACGAGGUUAACAGCUACAUUCGCAGUUUCAAAUAUGCUUUGGAAAAUGCUCCCUUUCCUUCCUUCAGCAUUGUAAUUGACGCCGACAAACGGCCUUAUGAUGAACACGAACGCCGCUACAAUGCUCCUGCGUGCAACGAAAGGCGGCGCUCUUCGCAGGACCAUCGAUCAUAUGACGCAUUGCAGUACCCUUUACUUUUCCCUUAUGGUGACGAUGGCUACCACUUCGGUACUCCCCUUCAUACUCCAAGUGGCCAAUCUACAACGUCUCCCAAAGCCUUAUCUUGCGCCUUCAUGACGAGUUCGCUCGAAUUUUGCUAUAUCCACAAGUUCCAUCAUACUACGUUUGGGCGAACAAUAUUUGGAGUCGCAGGAAGUCUGGUAUUAAGUUUGACACCUGUUUUGGUUGGGUCACCAAAUCAGCAGGAGUGCUUCUUCCACCGGCUUCUGCUUCAAGAGGUUGUUGGGUCGACAAGCUUCGAGGCCAUUCGUACUGGUGACGGCGUCGUGUGCAACACCUACCGACAGGCUUGCCUUAAACAUGGCCUUUUGGAGGAUUAUUCUCAAUGGGAUGCUGCUAUGGCAGAGGGAACUCUCUUACAGGCACCUGCGACCCUUCGAUCCUUAUUCGUGAUCUUAAUAGUAAGACGCGAAAUAAGUGACCCCCCGAUUUAUGGGCUAAGUGACUUUCGACAAACACUGCCUGUCAUUCCUAAAGAGACAAGGGCCGAUGCUGUUCGUGCGUGCCUUAAGUCGUCCAACCUCUGGGCCCAUGUCCAGUCAUUGCAUCUGACCACCAACAUGCGCGCUCAUACUACUGGGGACAACGGGUCCGCUGAUUUUUCAAGGUGCCUUUUAACCCUCGGGGAGGGCCGAACGCCAUCAGACGCAGAAGGCUACAUUAACGUGGGAACAGUGUUCAGUUGUUGA